This is a messenger RNA of Stylophora pistillata, 2068 nucleotides long. Its product is annotated as receptor-type tyrosine-protein phosphatase F. Gene Ontology annotation, biological process: protein dephosphorylation. The record is from RefSeq and is a predicted model, not a curated record. Lineage: Eukaryota; Metazoa; Cnidaria; Anthozoa; Scleractinia; Pocilloporidae. Gene Ontology annotation, molecular function: protein binding; protein tyrosine phosphatase activity.
AUGGCGCAAUUAGAUCUUGAGCUUUGUUUCCGCGUAGCUUUUCUCGCUGUACUUCUUCCUCUGGCUUCAGCUUGUGAAUCAGAAGACAUUGGUUUGGCCUCUGGUGGUACAAUUCCAAGCAGCAGCUUCUCUGCCUCCUCGUAUUUUGACCAUAGGUAUAAACCCUCUUUUGGUCGAUUGAAUGGAACUAAUCGGGGUUGGGGACCCAAGACCAAGACCAAUCUUGCUGACUUUCUACAGAUUGACCUGCUGUAUGAGUACGUUAUUUGUGCUGUGGCUACCCAAGGAGCUAAUGGUAUAAGCGAGUGGACAACAAACUACAAGAUUCAGUUAUCAAUGGAUGGUAUCACUGCUGUCACCUACCAAGAAACCAAUGUUGACAAGGUCUUUCCCGGGAACUCAAACCGAAAUGGCAUCGUUAAAAACAGUCUUCAGGAGUUUUCAAGUGGAAAGUUUAUCCGCUUUCAACCAACAACAUACCACAGUUGGAAGGUUCUGAGAGUAGAAGUUUAUGGAGUACUUCUAACUAAAGUUCCCUCGCAACCUCCUACUGCCUUCAAUUUGACUGCGAGCUCUUCUACCAGCAUCACAGCUUCCUGGCAGUUACCACCAAUCUUUGCCAGGCAUGGAAGAAACAUUACAGGGUUUAAACUGUUUUACAGAGAGAAGUUCUUUGCAAGGUGUUUUUCCUUCUUGAAUAUUACCAGUGGAUCGACAUUCAGCAGACUUGUGACUGGACUCGAAAAGUACACAGAAUAUGAAUUUCAGGUCCUGGCAUAUACUUCCGAUGGUGAUGGACCGAAGAGCCCUGUUGAGGUGGAGAGAACACAGGGAGAUGGUUGUGUUCAGAAUGAUCUUGGAAUGGAGGGUAGAAACAUUCCAGAUAGUAGGAUAACUGCUUCUUCUUCCAGGACACCAGCCGAGAAUGGGCGACUAAACUAUGUAUUAGGAGCGCCAUGGUGUGCAGAAACAAAUGACACUAGCCCUUAUCUACAGAUUGAUCUACAGACACUUCAUAUAAUCUGUGCUGUGUCGACACAAGGGAAUUCUAAAGCAGAUCAGUGGGUGAAGAACUAUACACUACAAAUAUCCACGGAUGGGACAACUUGGACGGACUACAUGGAAGGUGGACAAGUCAAGUUUAUGAGGGGAAAUAAUGACAGGAACUCAGAAGUGAAGCAUGUUGUUUAUGGAGUAUUAACAAGAUAUCUGCGUUUCCUGCCACAAAUGCACCAGAGUGGGGUGUGUAUGAGAACAGAGGUGUUUGGAGUGGAACAAAAGCCAAGAUGUUCUAUGCAAGCCAUUGGUGUAGCCAGCACUGACAGCAUUCCAGACAGCAGCUUUUCAGCCCCGUCAGAAUUUAAUUCAGUAUAUGCAGCUAAAUAUGGUCGCCUAAAUGGUGCAAGGUCAUGGGCACCCAAUGGCAACAAUAAUGCUAAUGAUUACCUUCAAAUUGACCUGCUGUUUGAGUACGUCAUCUGUGCUGUAGCUACACAGGGAAAUCCAAGGGCUAGUGAGUGGACAACAAAGUACAAGUUACAGUUAGCACUUGAAGAUCCCAAGUUUGUCACCUAUCAGGAAAACAGUGCUGAGAAAGACUCUUCAGGGUCAGGAAUCAUCCUUACUAUCAACGGUGGAUCAACUUUCAAGAAAAAUGUCAGUGGUCUUCACAAGUACAAAGAAUAUGAAUUUAGAGUGUUGGCGUUUACCUCUGUUGGGGAUGGACCGUAUACCUCUGUGGUUGUGCAGAGAACAAAUGAAGAUGUUCCUUCACAGCCUCCUGGUGGCUUUACUCUAACUGCAACCUCUUCUACUAGUAUAACAGCAUCCUGGCAGUUACCACCAGAAGACUCCAGAAAUGGAGACAUUACAGGAUAUAAAUUGUUCUACAAAAAGAGAGGCAUUUCAGGGCCAGCAAGCAUGCAGCCCAUUAACGAUCAGGCAACUCGCACUCAAGAGGUCACUGGGCUUGGUAAAUUUACAGAAUAUGAAUUUCAAAUAUUGGCAUUCACUUUUGUUGGGGAUGGACCAAACAGUACAGCUAUUUUUAAGCAAACGAAGGAGGCUG